Xiphophorus couchianus (Monterrey platyfish) is the source of this 4902-nucleotide messenger RNA. RefSeq names its product cartilage acidic protein 1b (gene crtac1b). Gene Ontology annotation, biological process: axonal fasciculation. The transcript has 15 exons. The record is from RefSeq and is a predicted model, not a curated record. Gene Ontology annotation, molecular function: calcium ion binding. The coding region runs from base 319 to 2211 and encodes 630 amino acids. NCBI's taxonomy places the organism in Eukaryota, Metazoa, Chordata, Actinopteri, Cyprinodontiformes, Poeciliidae.
UGAACACAUGAAGACACGCCCACCUCUCGCUUUUCCAGCUCCGUCAUUGGCUGUGUCUUUACAUAUUCUGCAAGCUCUCGGGCUAUUGGCCAAACUCUCACACCAACGAUUUCAUAAAGCAAUUUUUCGUGGGAAGUUGCGUGAAAGUGUGUGUGUAUUUGUAGGAAAAAAAAAAACCCUUCUGAUGUCCGCGGUAUCAACAGCUCCAAUUAGCCAACCUUUAUACGCCGGGUUUGCGUUUCUCCCCGUUGUCCUCUGGCUGUCAAUCGCUGCAGGAUUUGUUGGGAGUUUUCGGAGCGCCUCUCUGCAUCUGCGAGGAUGCCGCUGUGCCUGCUGUUCUUCCUGCUUGCCCACUCCUCGGCUCAGCGGUCGGAGCCCAUGUUCUCUGCUGUAACCAAGACCGCUCUCCGUCCGGACUACGAAAACAACCCCAGUCAGCUUAACUACGGCAUGGCUGUCACUGACGUGGACGGCGACGGAGACCUGGAGAUAUUUGUAGCUGGAUACAAUGGUCCAAACCUGGUGUUGAAGUACGAUAAACAGAGAAAAGGGCUCAUCAACAUCGCCGUAGACGACCCGAGCUCCCCGUUCUAUGCGCUGAGGGACCGUCAAGGCAAUGCCAUAGGAGUGACAGCAUGCGACAUAGAUGGAGAUGGACGGGAGGAGAUUUAUGUCCUCAACACCAACAAUGCCUUCUCUGGUCGGGCAACGUACUCAGACAAACUGUUCAAGUUUCGCAACGGUCGCUUUGAGGACCUGCUGAACGACGAUAUAAACGAGCACCGGGACGUGGCCAACACCAUGGCCGGGCGCUCUGUGGCCUGCAUAGACAGAAAGGGUACCGGCCGCUACGCUAUCUAUAUCGCCAACUAUGCCAACGGAAACGUGGGACCUCACGCUCUUAUAGAGAUGGACGAGGCAGCCAGUGACCUCUCUGAGGGAGUCGUUGCCCUCUCCAAUGUUGCAGAGCAAGCUGGAGUUAACAAACUAAUUGGGGGAAGAGGUGUGGUGGUGGGGCCAAUUGUUAGUCAAACUCUAUCUGAUAUCUUCUGUGACAAUGAGUACGGAUCCAACUUCCUGUUCAGAAACAACGGCGAUGGAACUUUUACUGAUGUUGCACAGCAGGCUGGAGUGGAGGACCCCAUGCAGCAUGGCAGAGGCGUGGCACUGGCAGAUUUUAACCGUGACGGCAGAACUGACAUUGUGUACGGGAACUGGAAUGGACCUCACCGCCUAUACAUACAGCUAAACAACCGCAAGCAGAAAUUUAAGGACAUAGCUUCCCAGAAGUUUUCCAUGCCAUCUCCAGUGCGGACAGUUAUUGCUGCUGACUUUGAUAAUGACAAUGAGUUGGAGGUGUUCUUCAAUAACAUCGCCUAUAUGGGACCCUCAGCCAACAGACUCUUUAGGGUGAGCAGGAGAGAACAUGCGGACCCCCAGAUAGAAGAGUUGAAUAUUGGGGAGGCCGCAGAGCCUGGUGGACGAGGAACGGGAGCCAUAGCCACAGAUAUUGAUGGUGACGGCCGUCUGGAACUGGUGGUGUCUCAUGGCGAAAGCGCAGCACAGCCGCUGUCUGUCUACAGAGUCAAUCAGGGCCUCACUAACUCAUGGCUCCGAGUGAUUCCCCGAACCAAGUUUGGAGCUUUUGCCCGAGGAGCUAAAGUGGUUGUCUACACAAAGAAAAGCGGCCCACACACACGGAUUAUUGAUGGGGGCUCGGGGUAUCUGUGUGAGAUGGAACCUGUCGCUCACUUUGGCCUUGGCAGGGAUGUGGCCACAAAUGUUGAAGUGUACUGGCCAGAUGGGCGCUCAAUAGCCCGUCCUCUGGAGCCUUCAGAGAUCAACUCAGUGCUGGAGAUCCCCUACCCAAACGAUGAGGAGGAAGUGACUCCUACUGUGGAAAUCGAGUGCGGUCAUGGAUUUGCUCUAAAUGAGUUUGGCCGUUGCACAGAUAAAGAUGAAUGCACCCAGUUCCCCUCUAUGUGCCCCUCUGACCGUCCCAUCUGCACUAAUACCUACGGCAGCUAUAAAUGCCGUGCCAAGAAGAGAUGCAACCAGGGCUUUGAGCCCAAUGACAAUGGGUCUGCCUGUGUGGCCCAGGUGGCUUACUUUGGAAGGACGCACUCUUCAGGGGAAUGCAAUGCUUUCCAUAUGCUUACUCUCACUCUGCUACCCGUCAUCUCUACUCAUCUGCAGAUAGGACUGCUGUAGCUUUACUCUUUUCUCCUCCGCUUUACCGCUGAGCGGAGAUGUACAGAAACUGUGUGCAAACUUUUCUCUGAGAAAUAUCCUCCUACUUCUUCACUAUGAAGCUCUGCCGUCUUUUCUUCAUCGGUUACUGUAUAUACCUGGUUGUCACCGCUGCUGUAUUUUGCCCUGUGGCUCCUGGCCUCCUCUGGGAGCUUUGCCGUGAGCUACAGAGAUCAGAACUGUCACCUGUGGACCCCUGAUUUCAUUGCCUGGCAUUCAAAGUGUGAUCUGAACUGAUGCCAAGUCAAUAAGGGAAGCUUUAGUAUACCCCCCGCACAUUCAGAGAUGAAUCCACCGAGCAUGUUUGUUGGAGACAUCCCACCUGUAUCUCUGCCAUACCACAAUGUGUAUUAAUCAUUACAGAUCUUUCUCACCUUGAUUAUAUGUUUACUGAAAAGCAUAUGAAUACAAAGCUUUAGGUUGCGUGAAUGUUUUCGUCUGUGUGGGCGACGUGUGUGUGCCUGAUUGUGCGUGGUCCAAUGAAGUGUUCAGGUACAGAAACAUAUGCUGGACCAUCUGUCGCAAAUGGCAGGACACAUUUCUUUUUAUUUAUUUAUUUAUUUUUAGGAAUAAAUUAUGAAAUAAAAUGGAGCAGAAAAUGGAUGCAAGGCUGUGUGUGUGUGGAGAAACGCAUACAGAGUGUGAGACUACAUCUGAUGAUUUGAAUGAAACAAACACUGAAAUGAAAUCAUGCGAAGGUGUCAGGAAGACUUACAAUACUUUACAAUGUUGGGUUGUUUUUCACACUAGCAUCAACAUGUUGAUGAAUUCACAGUAAGAUCUGCCUUUGCAAUUUCAAGUGUACAAAUCUAAAUUUGUGUAUACACAUUGUGUACUACCAUUUAUCUUUGCACAUCCCAAAUGUAUAUAGUUUAAUAUUGCAUUGUUCAUCUUUGCUUUUGUGACCCUGAGCCAUAUGCCUGAGGAAAACCGUCUAGAUUUGCCCCUGAGGUUUUGUGGCAGUGUAGGUAAUUUUUCAACAAUCACACCUUUAAAGUUGAGAGCAAGUCAUAAAACAAGUAGAACUCUUUAUUGUUCUGGUAAUAUGUAUGCUUCAAUAUGUUUUUACAUUGCUAUGUCCUGAGAAGUUAAAAAAAAUACUGUACUGUGGCCAAAAAUAGAAAUAAUGAAGAUACUAACAAGAUCUUGAUGGACAGCUUGACUGUUUCUUGCUUUUCUGCAGGGAAGUGUCAACUCAUAAAUGCACUUUAGGUUCAAAAAGUAUUUCUAACAGAAAUGUGAACCCUCUGUCAUUUUAAAGAUACUUUUUAGAAUAUUUCUGUAUGCUGUUGGACUUACCAAAGUUCUUCUCUGUCAAGAUGAUUUCAGAUGUACUGAGUAAUCCGGAAGUUAAUUUUUACGGAGCUCUGUACAUGAAUAAAAAUGGAUUUAUCGUGUGUUUCUGUCAGGAGACUAUGAAUUGCUCACAGGUGGUGUUUUAUUCCACCAGCUUUUUAUCAUCUAUAGAGAGAGAUACACCAACAUAUUUAGCAGCACCCACUAGUCCUGAAUGUUUCAUAGUAUCAGUUUAUCAGCAACAUUUUUUUUUUCCUGAAAAAUAAAAUGGCAGCAGUCCAUUAAAAAGACAAUAAACUAAAAGUCACUUACUCCGGCAAACCACCAAAUCACAUUGGUGGUUUGCUUUCUGUGGUCGCCAAAGAGUCUGUGGAUAGUUUAUGAAGGUUCAGAAGACCAUGUCCACUUAAGUCAAAUAUUUUAAUAUGUUUUCACUGAAAUAUUUGUUGGACAGUUGACCAGAGGCUGCUGCUAAGGUGAAACUUUAGAGUCAGGAAGAAAGAAAUUUUUUUUUCUCUUUUUUUUCCCCCAUGGACGGACUCGGUUUCAUGACCGAGAAAUGAAAUGUAAUCUUCCAUUUUGCAGGAUGGGUCAGCUAAAUGCAUUGGAAGGACACAGCUGAACGUGUUCCAACAUUACUGCAGGGCUUUCCUUUCCAUAAAAACCAUGAUAGCUCUCAUUACUUCAGCUGGCUGUGUGAUUCCAAUUUGUUAAUUUUAUUUUAAGUGUCUUUUGAAAUCACUUGUUUGUUGAGACUUAGCUGAUGCAAAAAUUUGCUGCAGAUGUUACAGUGCAGAAAAUGAUCUGAGUCCUUAUUGCAUGUAAAUUUAUCAUCUAAAACUAAAUGAAAUGUGUACAAUGUUUUUGUGGGUUCUAAACCCAGAGAGCGUCUCAGAAAUCAUAUAUUGUCAGUUCACAGAUUUGAGUCCAGUGCGAGAGACUUGGUUGAACUUGAAGAAAAUUAAUAAAUGUAAUAUAUUCCACAAAGAUGCAUCAGGUUGUACUACCAACUUGUUUUUAGCAGGAAGCCAGUAUUUUAGGUGGGAGAAGAAAAAUGCAGGUUUUAUCUAUGAACUAUACCUGGGUAGGGAGGGUGAUGUGUUUGUCAUAAUGAGUAGCAGUGCAGGUUUACAUCCAUGAUUCCCCAACUGUUUGUUCUGAGAUGUCCUUGUAUUUAAAAUAAAACCUGAAAUUCAAUGUGAAUUAUGGCAAAGUAAUGGCAUAACCAUGGGAACACAUGGGGUUGCCACAGCAUCUCUAAGGUAACAUAAGGGAUAAAUGUAGUUAUCUUUGGAAAUCAACACUGACUUCUGCGUUACCAGGUUCCUGCCUACGGGAAAUUGUUUUAAUCAAUCA